Messenger RNA from Paramecium sonneborni, 873 nucleotides. NCBI's taxonomy places the organism in Eukaryota, Ciliophora, Oligohymenophorea, Peniculida, Parameciidae. The record is from the annotation of a GenBank genome assembly.
AUUUAAUUUAGGUUCAUAAAUUAUUAAUGUUUGCUAAUCUUCCUGGUAAAGUAGCUUUAAUCACUGGUUCUACAAGUGGCAUAGGUUUAUCAGUAGCAAAGAAAUUGGCAUCUUAAGGAGUUCACAUAGGACUUAAUGGAUUUGCAAAGCCUGAGGAAGUAGUUGCAAUAAGAAAAGAGAUAGAGAAUUAAUUUAAAGUAAAGACAUUUUAUCAUGGAGCAGAUUUAAAAGAAGCCCCAUAAGUAAAUUAUAUAAUAAAUGAUAGGUUAAAAGUAUGGUAUAAGAAACAAGUUAAGCAUUGGGAAGUGUGGAUAUUUUAGUAAAUAAUGCAGGAAUAUAAUAUAUUGAAAGCGCAGUAAACUUUCCAGAAUAAAAAUUUAAUGAGAUAAUAGCAAUAAAUUUAACUGCAGCAUUUCUUACCACUAAAUAUGCAUUACCAAAGAUGUUGAAUUAAAAUUGGGGACGUAUUAUAAAUAUAGCUAGUGUUCAUGGUAUGAAGUAGUAUUGAUUAAAAAUAGGUUUGGUUGCAUCAGUAAAUAAAUGUGCUUAUGUAGCUGCAAAACAUGGUAUAGUUGGAUUAACAAAAGCAACAGCAUUAGAAGUUGCUAAAACAGGAGUUACUAUAAAUGCAGUAUGUCCAGGAUGGGUUAUGACUAAAUUAAUUGAAACUUAAAUCUAAUAGAGAGCUGAUUAAUAUAAAAUAUCAUUUGAAGAAGCUUAAAUUAAAUUAUUAGAAGAGAAAUAACCAUCUGUUACACCUGUUUAAACUGAAUAAUUAGGAGAUUUAAUUACAUUCUUAUGUUCUAAUUCAGCUUCAUAAAUUAAAGGAUCCACUUAUACCAUGGAUGGAGGAUGGACAGCAUAAUGAUCAAU